Molecule: messenger RNA, 4255 nt
Organism: Ceutorhynchus assimilis (cabbage seed weevil)
Lineage: Eukaryota; Metazoa; Arthropoda; Insecta; Coleoptera; Curculionidae
Source: the annotation of a GenBank genome assembly
CUCAAAUAGAUUUUAUUGUUUGUUAUUACUUUUUUAUCAAUAAUUCCAAAAAUUCUAAAUUUUUUUAAUUUUCCUUAAAUACAACCGAGUAAUGGCAAAUAGCGCUUUGCCGCAAAGCCAAGAGGCCCAGGAGGCUCUCUCAAAGUCGUACCGGACAAGACUAAAGGACGAUGUCAAAAAUAUACUUGAGAAUGUUGAAGGUCAGCUUGAUGCGACAAUGGGAAAUACUCCAGCUGCAAAUGUCGAGACCCUGCACCAACUGCAAAAUCAUCCAGAAGUCACGCAGCAGCUCAUCGCUGUCAUGACCACUAAUGGGGCUGCCAAUGUAAUCCCCACUAGCCCUCAGUAUGGUGUCGCUAUAAUUUCGUCUAAUAGUGAUUCAGUUGCUUCGGCAACUUACCCAUCUACUGCUGCCAUUAUCAGCAAUAGCAAUAAGAGUGUCGAGGAUGGUAAAGAAAUAAUUCAUAGCACUCCUAGUAGAACUAAUGACAGGUUUAAAGUUGUAAAAAUUGCAAGUUUAGAGCCAUUUAAGCGAGGCAGAUGGAAAUGUAUGGAUUAUGUUGAUGAGGCUCCCCCUCCUAAUGUUUCUAAAGCUAACAUUCAAACACCCAAUCCGCAAACUAUUUAUAUACAAUCCCAAAGCUUACCUCAACAGCAAAUCCAACAAAUGCUUUUGCAAGGAAAUACUCAAUUUUUUCAAAAUAUGCCUCAAUUAAUUCCACAAGGUCAAUAUUUCUAUCCAAAUCCUCAACAACAACAGAUGCCUAAUAAUAACCAGUUUAUUAAUACUCAGCCUGCAUAUUUUGCAAACCCUGCUGGAUUUAGUUUACAGCAAAGCUACCCAAAUAUUCAGUAUGUUCCAAUACCAACUCAGAACAGUGCUUUUGUACCUACAACACAACAUUUUCAGCAGAGUCAGAGUUAUGCUGGGCAACCUACAAUGCAGGCUAGUAUGAUGAAUGGACAUAAUCCCUAUCCUCAGCAAAAUGAGCCUCAAGUAAUGUCUAAUCAAUCGAGUAAUCAACCUUCCAAAACAAUUAUAGUCAAUAGUAAUAAUAACCCCCCCAUACAACAACAACAACAACAAUUUCAACCACCACAAUCACAAAUUUUUCAACAACAGCAACAACAACAACUACAACCUCCACAAACUCAAACUGUAAUCCAGCCUCAAAGUUUCGAAUCACAUCCAAACCCACAAUUUCCCAUGAAUGUUAAUACUUUAACAACAGUUUUGGAUGAAGCAAAAGAGGAGACUGGUAGUACUACAGCUAAUGACAAUGUUGACGAUUCAACAAAAAACAAUCCUGUAGUGAACGCUAUUGACAACAAAAUCGAACAAGCUAUGGAUUUAGUCAAGAGCCAUUUGAUGUACACCGUAAGGGAAGAAGUGGAAGUGCUCAAAGAGAAAAUCACUGAAUUAAUGGAAAGAAUCCAACAAUUGGAGACUGAAAAUAAUUAUUUAAGGUCCCAAGUUCCAAAGAACGUGGCCCCGCCUAAUAGUAGCAACAAUGCAACCUUUCAGCAGCCGCAACAAAAUAUUGCUAUUGUCAAUCCUAGUCCCAAUGUUGUGACACAACAAAGCGCCCCGCAACCCAUUCCUAAUAAUACAACGAACCUUCAGACCGGCAAAGAAAGUGUCCAAUAGAAAUCAGGCUGGUACUGAUUAAUACAAGGUGACUACAACCUGGAAAACAUAUUUAUUCCAGGAGUUUUAUAUUUUUAUUUAAGUUGCCCUUUAUUCUUUAUUUUAUUUAGGAUAAUUGUGUGGAAUUAUGUUGUACUGAGCGGAAAAAAAUACAACUUACAAUGCCUAUUAAUUAAUUAUCAGUAGUAAGCCAGCAUAAUUUGCAAAUCCAGCAGGAUUGACUUUACAUCUAAGCUAUUCUAAUUUUUUAAUAUGAUAUAGCUGCAUGUGCAAUACAACAUCUUCAGCAGAGUUAGAGUUAUGCUGCGCAAACUGUUAUGAUUAUUUGACAUCACAGCAAAAUGGACCUCCAUUAACUAACUAUUAGUUAUAAUAAUGUACAACUAUAGAAAUUUCAAUCACAAACCUUUCAACAACUACCCCAGCCUCCAGUAGCUGAAAAUAUAAUCAAAUGUCAAACUUACACCAACAUUGCACUAUGAAUGUGAAAAGUUGUACAAAAGUUUUGGAUGACGAAAAAGAAAUACAUAGUUGUAUUACUACUGAGAAUGUUGAAGUAAAUGCCAUUGACAAAAAAAUCAAACUUGCCAUAGAUUUGGUUGAAAGUAAUUCAAUGAAGUUGAGGUGCGAACAGUUAUUAGAGGCCCACAGUAGUAGCAACAAUGUUAUGUUCCAUCAGCAACAAAACGUGCUAUUGUCAAUCCUAGUCAUAGUAUUAUAACACAACAAAGCACCCCCAAAACUAUUUGUAGCAAUACAAAUGAAGUGUCCAAUAGACAAUAGGAUUGUCUUGAUUAUACAGAGAGGAUUUUUUUUUCUGUUUUUUGAGUAUUCAAUAAUGCAUGAUUUGAAGUGUGUACACAUUUGAAGCCCCUUUACCUACCGCACAUCACAAAUUAAAUAAAUUUAAUUAGUUUUGCUCAUGUCCCUCUGUGAAUUAAGCCUCCUUGUCUGCCAUAUUCGAUUACGACUUUCAGUUUGAUAAUACUGAAUUGUCGAAUUUGUAAUAGAUUUUGCUGUACAUACAUAUUUUAUUAAUAAUUUAUUGCAAUUUAUUUUCAAUAUCUUAACUUUAUAUUAUUAUUUGAUUGUGUAAAUUGUGAUUUCAAUUUAAAAAAUUUUAAAGCCAUUUUCAUGUUGUAGAGCCUUAAACAAAUAAAUAAAAGUUGUCUAGUGCGUUUUAAAACGAGUUUAGUAUGACAGAAAGAUUUGAUAUAAUUCACAUUUGUUUUACUUUUCGCAUCUAGUGACAUAAAGUAGUUAGCUUGUAACUGCCAAAAGUGUAUGGUAGAGUUUUUUUUUCUUUUUUUAAUUUUAAUUGGAAAGUUUUUGAACUUAGAAAAAAAGUGUUCUAUGAAACGCGCUGGAAAAGACGCUAGGUAGGUAAUUACACAAAAUAUAAACCUUUAUUUAUUAAUUAAAAUGAUCAAACCAAAUAUCAACAACGUGCAAAGGUGUGCCUCCAGAAUGGAAACUACCUUCAUCUGCUGACCAUAUAUUUGGGACAUUGUCGUUUCCUCUGCUAGCUAAAUAUUUUGCAUCUGGCGACCAUUUUAGACCACAUAUUUUUCUCGUGUGAGCUGGCACUGUAGCUAAGAUGUGUUCUUUUUCUCUGACAUCAUGAUGAAUAAGUUAUUUAAUUCUCAACCCACUAGUCAAAAUGUACGAGGACGAGUUUUAGGCCCGCGACCAACUCUUGCAGAAUGACCAUUCAAUGUCCGAAGUCUCUUUGCCCAUAUUUCCACAGUUUCUUGGGUUGUGUGCCUAUAGCUAAAGAAUCACUUUCUUGGAACCUACAUAAUAAUUUCCUGCUUCAUUGACUUUGCCAGUUCCAGCAUUCCAUAAGUACACGUGAGACCCAAUAGCAGCAGCCAAAAUAUUAUUUGCACCACAAUCCAAUAAAUUCAGAUAAUAUUCGUCAAUAAUAUCCGGAGCCUGGAGAAUGUAUCCAUUUGAACUUUUUAACAGAUGCUAAUGCAGGGGUUAUUGUUUGUGAAUUCAACACCUACCUAGUCAUUCCCAACUGGUUAAAUAAACAUCAUUUAUUGUGUAAAAUUGGCUUUAAAAGUUUGUUGUUAACUUUUUUUGUGUUUUAAAUGAAAUGUAAUUAUGUAAUAUAAUUAGAUAGGUAAGCUCUCUUGCUGGUUUAGAUAUCUUUGAUUAACCUGUAAAUAAGUGUAAAAAAAAAUAUAAAAUUAGCCAAAUUUCUAUUUGAUUUGGUGCUAAAUCGAAACUGUGAUUUAAUUAUUUUUAAAUUAUUGGAUUUUAAUGAUCACAUUAUUUUUUUCUUUUUUCGUUUCUAAAGUAGUUUGCUUUACAAGUGAAUCUUUUUAUGUAUAUGUAUAUAGGAAACAUAGCUACAUUGUAUAAUCCUAAAUAAAUAAUAUAUUAUAUUUAUCAGCUUAUUUUUUUUUGUUCCUACUUUUUAUGUAGAAACCUGGUGUAACAAUGUGAAACAAGAAAUUUUUAAAUUGAACUAAAAAAUUGGUUUCUAGCUUGUUCUCAGAAGUGUUCGCUAAGCAAUUCGUGGAAGUCUUCAAUAUACAGCCCGAAGUCAAUACGUUGAAACACCGAUAAUUCACGCACAGUAACCUCCAUCGACUUCAC